Molecule: messenger RNA, 1507 nt
Organism: Zophobas morio
Lineage: Eukaryota; Metazoa; Arthropoda; Insecta; Coleoptera; Tenebrionidae
Product: potassium channel subfamily K member 15
Exons: 1
Coding region: 350-1384 (344 amino acids)
Biological process (GO): stabilization of membrane potential; potassium ion transmembrane transport
Cellular component (GO): plasma membrane
Molecular function (GO): potassium ion leak channel activity; outward rectifier potassium channel activity
Source: RefSeq, a predicted model, not a curated record
UGUCUCUUAUUUACGUAGACAGACAACCGGUUGUGUAUUUUCUGUAUUAUUAUUACUAUUCCGAUUGUUGCUAUGUCGUACCCCUUAUUGAACACAACCAGACUAAACAAACACUUCAUAAAUCACCUCCGCGGUGCACCUCUCCGCAGAAAAACCCAGUUAAGUUGUACUUCAUCACGACAUAAACAAGUUGUAAAAGUCAACACUGUUUACAAGCAAACUCAUCAAGUUUAAUUAGCAUCCAACGUACAUCCGCAUCGAGUUUAUUUGAUCGGUUUUUGUCCAGCGACUUGGCUGUCUUUUGGCACCGGUCCAAGUUUACGCAAAUCUCGAAAUAACUCCGACGCAUAUGAUUCUCAAUAGUUCAGUCACCGUCGCCAUGAAUAGACGUCGGUAUUUCCGCAGCUCCUUGCGCAGCAGAGAGUCUUCGACCAGUGAUAUCGACCCUCGCGAGAAAAUCAAAGACUACUUGAGGAAAUUCGUCGCAUUUAUGUGCUCCCAAGUCGGUGUGGGGGCCUUGGUGGUUUGCUACACCAUAAUCGGCGCAGUGGGCUUCAGUCGAAUCGAGUCCCGCUACAACGACACGAUAGGGGACACAGUCAACGAAAUCCGGAGCAACUAUUCAACAGAACUGUGGUUCGUGGCCGAAAGAUGGAACGUUUUUAACAAAACGGCGUUCUAUCUGGACACGAACGAAAAACUGAGGAGUUUCCAGAACGAAAUGGUCGUGGUUAUUAAAAAGGGGUACCAUGGUCCGGAUUCCAACACUAAGUGGACUUUCCCGGCCGCCUUGAUGUUUUGUUUGAGCAUAAUCACGAUGAUUGGGUACGGGAAUUUGGUACCGAAGACCAGUUGGGGGAAAUUCGCAACGGUGGUGUAUGCGGUGAUCGGAAUCCCGUUAUACGUUCUCUAUUUUUUAAACAUGGGUGAAAUCCUCGCUGGGUGUUUCCGAUGGGUGUACACAUGGUUGUACGAAUGCAGCACCCGCAAGAACGAAAAAAUUCAGCGCAGGAUUGUGGUACCCACGACGGCGUGUUUGUGGGUCAUGGGUGGCUAUGUUUUAAUAGGGGCUUUAAUGUUUUCGGCGUGGGAACAGUGGACGUAUCUAGACAGCGCCUACUUUUGCGUUACGAGUCUUUGUAAAUUGGGUUUGGGGGAUUUCGUGCCAGGGGCGGCUUCCAAAGAUGGGAACGAGUCGAAAUUGGUUAUCAAUUUUAUUUAUAUUUUAGUGGGGUUGGGGUUGGUGGCGAUGUGUUUUAAUUUGAUGAGGGAGGAAGUGAGGGUGAAAGUGGAGGAGUUCCGGGAGGAUUUCAGACAGUGCUUGGAGGAUACGAGGGUUAGAAUGUUCGAGUGUUGCAGGAAGUACAAGGAAGAAGAGUUUUGAGGUGGAGUGGCGCGAUUUAAAAAUAUUAACAUUUUUGGUGUUGUGGAUUUUCAAACGGGACUAUUUCGGUGUUUUUUUAUUUUUGGGUGUGCACAUUUUUGGAUUCGUUCCAGAUUGUACACG